Amblyraja radiata (thorny skate) is the source of this 4632-nucleotide messenger RNA. RefSeq lists its product as uncharacterized. Gene Ontology annotation, molecular function: nucleotidyltransferase activity; double-stranded RNA binding; tRNA binding. Gene Ontology annotation, biological process: regulation of translational fidelity. The record is from RefSeq and is a predicted model, not a curated record. The coding region runs from base 35 to 2677 and encodes 880 amino acids. Gene Ontology annotation, cellular component: cytoplasm. NCBI's taxonomy places the organism in Eukaryota, Metazoa, Chordata, Chondrichthyes, Rajiformes, Rajidae. The transcript is spliced from 11 exons.
AGGCGGUGCUGAAACGUUGCAUAUAUAAAACAAAAUGUCCAGUCCAGAAGGUUUUGCUGCUGUCUUUUACAGCGAGCCAGGAGUCCUUGGGCUUCUGGCCAACGUGAUCAGUGCCUUCCUUGUAGCUCUGCAGAAUUUUGCACAAGUGAAUACAAAUGUUCUGGCUAAUGGAACUGAAAACAUUUUGGCAGGAGUUCACCUUAUUCUGAUUGGCGGAGUGACACAACUUUUUGCUGGUUUAAUGGCCUUCAGAAAGUAUGACCAUCUUGGAGGCACAGCCUUUAUAGCAUUCUCAGCUCUGUGGAGCAGCUUUGGAGCAACUCGGAUUAUUUUGGGAGCCAAUUCCCCUCUGAAUGAGACAGCCACCACCAUAUAUCCAAUAAACAGCAGCGUGCCAAUUAGUAAUCUAAAUGUGACCAUGCCCCCAAUCAGGGAGUCAGCUGUUGCUGGGCUUGUAGCAUACAUCAGUGUGGCAUUUAUAUUGUCCUUUUGUUCUGCCACAACUAAUUAUAUCAUGCCUUUUGUGUUCGGGGCCAUUACAAUAACACUAAUUUUUGAGGCCAUCGGCCUCUUUAGCCAAUGGGCUUUAAUAGUAUCCGGAAUCUUUGAAUUAGUGAUAGUUGUCUUUGGGCUUUACGGAGCCACUGCCUUACUUUUAAAGGGAGUCACGCAGAGAUACGUCCUUCCUGGGUUUGGCAAUGCAUUAGUUAAUGUUCUGCUUCUAGGGACAAAUGACAAUUCUUCUUCCAAGAGCCUUGGCGAGGAGAAGAAGAAGAAUACUAAAUAUGCAGAGCCAAUGGCUCUUGGUAACCUAUGCAGCGUAAUUUCUCCCUUUGUCUUUGCCUUUUACUGCUUUGGGUACAUGAGAACAUUUUAUGUGGGAGCAGUGUGGGUCAGUAUCAAUUCUAUUGCACAGCUUUAUGGAAGCUAUUAUAGCUACUUACGUACUGAUGUCUACUUUGCCACAAAGUUUGGUGUACAUAGUAUGUUCUGGCUUGUGAAGUCCUGGGAGGAGUUCAUUCUCUCAGUUCUGAGCAAUGGUGAUAUAUUAAAUACCGUAAGAAUCAGAAUGACUGGCAAUUGGUUUUUUUUGGCCACCGCUUUGAUUUUAUGUCUGAUGUCUCUGAAUAGAAGCAAACUUGAAAUAAUCCACAAUGGCUUCUUCAUUCUACUCACCAUCUCCACCAUUCCUCAGAUCGACAAUGUUCCAUACUAUAGAUUUUUUGGUGCGAUUUGCUCAAUGUACACGGCCUUGUCCCUUUACAUAACGUUUGCGAGUCUGAUCAACUCCAUAGCAGAAAAGGCAUUGAUUCCUAUUGGAACCCAGGUCCUCUCCACAAAAACAUUUCAAAAUGUUCUAUUUGCCAUGAAAAAAUUGUUCACCAAAGCCGACGAGCUCCCAUCCUCUACUGAUGUACAGCUUCCAGAUGCCCUGUUCUACAUCUGCAAUGGGCUAGCAGCUCUGGCUGCCAUUCAGGGUGCAAAUAUGGACCAGCUCCAAGCUCAUCUCACUAUUCCCUGGGUGCUGAUCCCUGGAGCUCUCUUCCAAAUCUACGUAUCCAGGAUUCAAGUUCGAGGAGGAAGGCGUUUUGGCUCCGUGCUACCAUUUUGCUAUGCAGCUAUCUGGGCAACCUGGGCCUGGCUUAGAUUUGCAGGUCAGUUGGUGAAUAUUGACACCAAUUCUGAUGGUGCAUUCACUGCAGGAGCCAUUGCAUUCCUUGUAGUCAACAUGUUUCUUGUUGUCUUAGCUGCUUAUAUCAAUAUAGUGCUGCUGAUAACCACAGUGAUCAUGGAAGUGAUAAUCAUCUGCUUUCUACUCUUCACCUUGGAGAAGCUGCCUCUUCCUUUAGAAGGUGUGAUGUUGGCCUUGUUCAGUCUCGUCUGUGUUUACGGAGCAGCUGCCUCUUUGGCUAACCAUAUGUUUGGGAAACAGUUAAUUCCUCUUGGUGGUCCCAUCUUCAAGGCAAAUGCUCCAGGAAAAAUCAGAAAUAAAUUUGAAAAGUCUUCACCUUGUCCCACUGUCUCUUCACGUCUGACUAGUGGCCUACAAACCAUUGCAAAGAUCUUGGAUUCAGGCCAUGUGUGUGGAAUUCCAACUGAUACAGUGUAUGCCCUUGCUGCUUCCUGUAAGCACCCAGAUGCCAUUGAAAGUAUAUACAACAUAAAAGAGCGUCCUGCAGAGAAGCCAAUCUGCAUUUGUAUCUCCAGUCUGGACCAGCUUGCUGCAGUGCGACCUCCAUUCAGCCCAUUGCUCUGGGAGUUCAUGAACCAGGUCUACCCUGGCGGCAUCAGUUGUGUUGUAAAGAAAGGAGAGUGGCUGAAGAAAUUAGGUGUUGGUGCCGCCUAUGAUCGUGUUGGCACGAAGGACAGCAUCAUGAUCCGUGUUCCUGACCACACUGUGACAGCUCAUCUAGUGAAUAUGACUGGACCACUGGCCAUUACUUCAGCAAAUCCUAGUGGAGCGCCUGACAGCAUCCAUCACGACAUGGUUAUCUCGCGUCUUGGGCACAAGAUCAAUGGUGUUUUAUGUGAUGGAAGUUCCAAUGAAUUAGUUGCGUCGACUGUUGUCAACUGCAUCAAGAUUGAUGAAGACGGAAUCACUAUUUUAAGAGAAGGAUGUGUCCCAGCUGCAAAGGUCCUGCAGAUUUUUGAGCAAGUGAAGAACAAAGUUGAUUAAUGGCAAAUUUCAACCAACAGAAAUUUUCAGAAGACACCAAAUCAAGAUACGGAAAUUACCGAAAUUUGGUUACAGAAUGGAAAUAAUGUCCAUUACAUAUUAGAUUGAUUUGUUAUUUAUUUGACAGAUGUGCCAUGCAAUAACCUAUUGUGGGAUCCUUUCAGCUUAGAGUACACAGGAAACAAUGUUUUGUUGUACUUUAUCAGGUAUUAGUUUGCCAUGUAAAAAAAGCACUUUAUAAGAAAGGGAUACAAAAUUCUGAAUUGAAGCUGCAUUCAAUAGUUAAUAACUGAAUAUUUAAUGAAAUUAUGUCAUUUCAAUAAUUCUACCAUUCUGCUAUUAUAAAGUAAAAAAGAAAAGUGCUUAUUUCUAUAAAGGGUAGUGCUGAAUUCAUGAACUGAAGAUCUGAAACAUAAAUCUGCAGAUCCUUGCAUUUGCAAUUUGAAACUGUAUCGUUAAUUAGGAGAUGCAGCUGCAAUGCUCUUACUGCAAUGUGCAUGAAUAUUACUACAUCUCAAUGUAAUCAAAAGCAAAUUAAAAGACUGCUGAUGCUCUAAAUCUGUCAUAAAAUGCAAAAAUACUGUAAACACUGUUCAAGUAAUAAUCACAUUCCAAUCCCUCCUUUUGAGCCCAGAAGCUGCCAGAGGAUAUAGUUGAAAAUUGAACUAUCCCAACGUUUAACAAACAGUUAGACAGGUACAUGGAUAGGGCAGGUUUGAAGGGAUAUGGAUCAAACAUGGCAAGUGGGAUGAGUGUAGCUGGGACAUGUUGGUCGGUGUGGGCAAGUUGAACCAAAGGGCCUGUUUCCACACUGUAUCGUUAUAUGACUCCAUGACUCUAGCAGCAUAUGAAAAUCUACCUCUAUUUUAUCCUUCCAGUCAUAUUCCUUGUGACAAAUGUAUUUAUUUAUAAAUUAAUCAUAAUCAAUAAUGCAAUCAUUUUUUUCUUCUGGUUUGGUGAUAAAACUGUCUUUUGUUAACACAAAUUUUAAUAGAAAACAAAAAUAAUCUGUAAAGUAAAUAGCAAAGUCAUAAGGAAAAGGCAUCUCUAAUGUAGGUGUGGCAGGAAAAUUAGUGGAGGUUAGCAGACAUAUGAAAGAGAAUAGUUUGCAAGGAAAUGGUAUUGAAAUGUUGCUCUGUGAGGCAGCAUAGACUCAAUGGGUCAAAUAUUCCCCUAUAUCAUAAGGACUUUUAUGAGGACACACAUAAUGCUAAUAGUCUGAAUCCUAGAACAUCAUAUUUUUAUCUGAUCUUUUUUAUUGUAAUGCUUUAUCAUCAGGAUUUUGUGGUAAAUGUGUUUGAAGCAGAGCAGAUUCAAUAGUAACGUUCAGGAGGGAAUUGGAUAUAUAACUGAAUAGUAGAAAUCUAAAGGGGUAAGACUGGGACUAAUUAUAUGGCACUUUCCAAGUGUCAAUAUAGGCAUUGCCUGCUGUGCAGCAAGAAUCAGUGAUUCUGUAUAUAUAGAAAUGAUACUGUAUUUUAAAUUAUUUAAAUUAUGGCUAUUUAACAUAUGAUUAAAACAUUUUUUGUUUUAUUUUGAAGAACUUUGAAAGAAUUGGUAACUGGAGGUACAACUUUCAUUAAUCAUUGCCUCAUAUUUAUUAGUUGUUCUCAUGUGCCUUUAUUGUAAUGGACACAAUUGUCUGGAAAUACUCCAACCUAGUUGUGCACUCAGAUUUGGUUCUUUUGACUUCACUGGAGUUGAAAUUUGAAAAAGGAGCAGAGUUUGAUGGCGAUACCUUACUCUAUUGACCAGGAUGAAUUUCUCAGCAAAUUUCUGACUACGUCAACACGCUUGAGUGCCAAAUAACAUGAACUUUGCUGGAAAAUGUAGUUCAUAAGAUGAAGAUUGAACAAUGUAGAAAAUCAAUCUUUUAUGAUUGUAAAUCUUUGUAAAUCUUUUCCACUGUGUAAUUGUUCAUAUUAUGUCAAUAAAGAAUACAAAGUCAAUUAAUU